Messenger RNA from Lymnaea stagnalis (great pond snail), 2385 nucleotides. Lineage: Eukaryota; Metazoa; Mollusca; Gastropoda; Lymnaeidae. The record is from the annotation of a GenBank genome assembly.
AUAACACAGGUUUCAAAUGUCGAGAAUCUGUCCCCUCAAAUUAUACGCCUGGUGACAAAAGAAAUUAGUGGGCUGUGUCGUAAUCCACCAGAAGGCAUUAAAGUUUUUAUGAAUGAUGAAGAUGUAACAGAUAUUCAAGCCACAAUUGAAGGACCAGGUGAGAUUAAAAUUAUGAUAUUAAAUGUAGCAAAAUAAAAUGUUCUGUUAUUAAAUGUAGCAAAAUAAAAUGUAUGUACUUUUACAGGACUAUUUAUCUUUCUACCACAUGCAAAUAAACUAUUUAAAUGUAAGAUAAUAAAUAUUAUUGAAAGACUAAAAUAAUUUGCAUUAUUACUUACAUUAUUUUGUAGAGAUUUUAAAAAAGCAUGUUGUGCACGUUACAUGUUUAUUUGUAUCUUAUGAGGUUUUGUAUGUUUCAGCUGGCACUCCUUAUUCAGGCGGAACAUUCAGAAUGAAACUAGUUCUAGGCAAUAAUUUUCCCUCUGAACCACCAAAGGCAUUCUUCCUCACAAAAAUUUUUCAUCCUAAUGUUUCCAGCAAUGGAGAAAUUUGUGUUAACACAUUAAAAAAAGAUUGGAAACCAGAGUUGGGAAUUAAACAUAUUUUAUUGGUGAGUUAUAAAUUUGGCUUAAUUUUUUCUUCUUUCAACCAUUUGUUGUAUUUUUAUAAUUUGCUAUUUUUGUUCUUAUCAUUUACUAAUCAGAACUCUACCAUUCUAAUACAGAAUGUCCAAUUGAAAAUAUAUUUAUUAGAAGUUACUGUUUUAGCUCAGUAUGCUAAGAUUUUUUUUUUUUUUUUCAGACCGUCAAAUGCUUGCUCAUUGUGCCUAACCCUGAGUCUGCCUUAAAUGCUGAAGCAGGAAAGUUAUUGCUUGAACAAUAUGAAGACUACUCCCAACGGGCAAAAAUGUUCACUGAAAUUCAUGCAAAACCUCUGAGGUAUAUUUAUGCUAUUGUUAAGUAUUAUUAUUACUGACUAAUCAGAUCAAAUAGAUAAUGUCUGAACUUCUUUGACUAAUCAGAUCAAAAAGAUAAUGUCCGAACUUCUUUUUUUACUCAGAAGCAUGCACAUGAUAAUUAUUCUGCAAUUUUAUAUUUUCAGAGUGACAGAAGAUAAUUGCUCUUCAGAAGACAAGACAACAGAUGGUCCUUUGGCCAAAAAGCAUGCCGGGGAUAAAAAGCUGCUCGAUAAAAAAAAACGUGAUAAAAAGAAAACAUUAAAGCGUUUGUGACUACUCACCAUUUUCUACCCAUUGCAAUCUGGACUUCAUUAUAUUUAUUCAUCAUGUCACUCACAUUUAAAUAUGUAUACUUUUAAUAGAUGGCAUAGUCUUUUGUUUGGAAAUGACAUGAGCGCUUCUUUUGUCAAUGUCCGGUUGAGUUGAAUGCUGUAUAUGCACCAUGUGUUUAGAGGAAUAUACUUUAAGACCACACUGGAACAGACACAUUUUCCGAUUUAAAAAUGAUUAAUUUAAAAAAAAACUAUUUAAAAGAUGUAAAUUUAACCAGCAAAAGAUUAUAUUAAAAUUUGAAUUUUAAAUCUUACUUGCUUGAAAUGCAUCAUUUUAAUAUCCCCUCCUUCUUUUUUAACUGUCAUACUUGUGACAAGUUCACUAUCAAUUUAUAAUACAGAGUAUACAUUUUUUCUUAGUGUCAUGCUUUGUCUUUACCAAUGGUUAUUUUUUUUAUUUUGACACACCUAAAAAUAUAUAUAUAAAAAAAAUUUAAGGCAUUAGUGCAAAGCCACUAUGUAAUCACAUACUUCAACACAGAUUUGGGGAAAAUGACAGUUAUGACUCCUUUUCCUUUGUGUUUUUAAUUUAUAUACAAUAAAGGACCCUAUUUUAUAUUUUACAAGUAUUUAUAAUUUUGAUGAGUCCUUGUGUCAUUAACAAUGCAGAAACAUUGAAAUAUACAUACCUAGCUCAAGUGGUGAUUACAAUUAACAUUAAUGGAAAAGAGUGGGGGAAAUUUGUUAUUAUAGGAUUACACAUGGUUUGAUUUAUUGUCACAAAAAUUCAAGGAAAUUUAAAAAAACUAUUAUUUAUCUUCCAAAUUAAAUCUAAAUAGAAUUGCUAUUAAACUAUAAAUACUGAUAUCUGUUCAUGUUUGUAUCUUUUUUCAAAGAUCCAUUUUUGCAAAGGUGAUGUCUGUGUUAUUUAUUAAAUAAUUGUACAUAAUUUAUCUCUUGUAGUAUGCAUGGAAUAUUAAUUUCAGCAACUCAUGAGAUAUUAACUUGUAAUUGACACAGAUUUAAUAUAUUCCUCAAGACAUCAGUUUCGAGAAAGGUGUAAGAUUUAAAUGUUGGAUGAUUAUGUGUGAUUGUGGGCAGCUCUUCAUGUUCAUUUAUCGUUUUCAUCAAUAAAGGAUAAAUUGUAAAAUAAAA